This is a messenger RNA of Physeter macrocephalus (sperm whale), 2921 nucleotides long. It is a transcript of the gene PLA2G6, whose product is annotated as phospholipase A2 group VI. Gene Ontology annotation, cellular component: mitochondrion. The transcript has 11 exons. Gene Ontology annotation, biological process: cardiolipin acyl-chain remodeling; positive regulation of ceramide biosynthetic process. Gene Ontology annotation, molecular function: protein binding. The coding region runs from base 812 to 2281 and encodes 489 amino acids. Lineage: Eukaryota; Metazoa; Chordata; Mammalia; Artiodactyla; Physeteridae. The record is from RefSeq and is a predicted model, not a curated record.
UCCUAAUGGUGCAUGAACAGCAGUUUGGAAAACGGCUUUCUAGACACACCUCUUCAUUCUCUAGGCAAGGAAAUCAGGCCCCGAGAGAGGGAGGUGAUAAGCCCAGCGCUCAGGUCUCCUGGCAGCCAGUCUUUUGGUCUGUGCUUGGCAACCACACCCAGCCCGGCCCCACUGCCCAGCCUCCAGACGUUCACCGCGUAUUCUCUGGGGAGGGGGCUGCCGUCAGGGAGGAUAUGUGCUCGGUUUCCCCCUCAGAACCGGGCCCCUGGACUCGAUGGGGGCCUUUCCUCACUUACCCUCUCCUGCAAGCGACCAGCAGCUGACCCUUCAGUGGCCCCACGGCUCCUGGGUCGGGGGUCAGAUGUUUUGCUUCUUUAGAGGAGGAGCUGGCGGGGCUGGGGGCUGGGUGAAUCACUUCCAUUUUCUACCUGGGUUAUUAAAUUCUCACCUGGGGAUACUUGUAAGCCUGUUUGUCGGCAGUGGCCUUCAAACUGUAGGCUGUGCAACAUGGGAUUGACUGCGGUGGGAGUCAAAAGGGUUCCAGUGUCUCUCCCCAUGCUGGUGAGAGGUCCGCCAAGAUGACGGAUUGGAGGGGAAGAGGCUGGGGUCCUUUCUGUCUUCAUUUCCCUGAGCUGUUGCAUAUUUCCCUCUCACUCCAUCACCAACAGAAAGACAACAUGGAGAUGAUCAAGGCCCUCCUUGUGUUUGGGGCAGAGGUGGACAUCCCGAAUGACUUUGGAGAAACUCCUGCGUUCAUAGCCUCCAAGAAUAGCAAACUUUCUGAUCCUGUGCGCUCUCCCCCUCCGCGAACAUGACAAGUCGUCACCAGGAAGGCGCUGCUAACUCUGCUGAGGACCGCGGGGGCCGACUCCCGCUCCCCACGCGUGCAGGGGGUCUCGGCGGAGCGGUGCCCCGCAGCAGCGCGCUCCUUCUUCUCCCUGGGAAGAUCUCAGCCCCCAGCGAUCAGCUUCAGCAGCCUAGGCAAUCAGCCACCCAUGCCAGGCUGGAUGGUGGGCCUGGGGCGCGGCGUCAGAUGGGUAAUGCCCUGGGCCUAGGGGGUCCGCAGAGCCCGCUGUGCCCCAAGUUAGCUGCAGCUCUAGUCCCCUCGGCUCCUUUUUCUCAGCUGCACGUCCCUCUCCCUGGUGCUCUGUCCACGCCUCUCCUGGCCGGUCUCCCACUUAUCUUGUCCACUCUGGCCACUUGCCCUGAACUGCAGGACCUCAUGCACAUCUCCCGGGCCCGGAAGCCAGCCUUCAUCCUGAGCUCCAUGAGGGACGAGAGGCGGACCCGCGACCACCUGCUCUGCCUGGACGGAGGGGGCGUGAAAGGCCUCGUCAUCAUCCAGCUCCUCAUCGCCAUUGAGAAGGCCUCGGGCAUCGCCACCAAGGACCUCUUUGACUGGGUGGCGGGGACCAGCACGGGGGGCAUCCUGGCCCUGGCCAUCCUGCACAGCAAGUCCAUGGCCUACAUGCGUGGUGUGUACUUUCGCAUGAAGGAUGAGGUGUUCCGGGGCUCUCGGCCCUACGAGUCAGGGCCCCUGGAGGAGUUCCUGAAGCGGGAGUUUGGAGAGCACACCAAGAUGACGGAUGUCAAGAAACCCAAGGUGAUGCUGACAGGGACACUGUCCGACCGGCAGCCGGCUGAACUCCACCUCUUCCGGAAUUACGAGGCUCCAGAGUGUGUACGGGAGCCUCAUGUCGGCCAGAACGUUAACCUAAAGCCUCCAACUCAACCCUCAGAGCAGCUGGUGUGGCGGGCGGCCCGGAGCAGUGGGGCAGCCCCCACCUACUUCCGGCCCAGCGGGCGCUUCCUGGAUGGCGGGCUGCUGGCCAACAACCCCACGCUGGACGCCAUGACGGAGAUCCAUGAGUACAACCAGGACUUGAUCCGCAAGGGUCAGGGCAGCAAGGUGAAGAAACUCUCCGUUGUCGUCUCCUUGGGGACAGGGAGGUCCCCGCAGGUGCCUGUGACCUGUGUGGACGUCUUCCGUCCCAGCAACCCCUGGGAACUGGCCAAGACUGUUUUUGGGGCCAAGGAACUGGGCAAGAUGGUGGUGGACUGUUGCACGGAUCCGGAUGGGCGGGCCGUGGACCGGGCCCGGGCCUGGUGCGAGAUGGCUGGCAUCCAGUACUUCAGACUGACUCCCCAGCUGGGGACAGACAUCAUGCUGGACGAGGUCGAUGACACGGUGCUGGUCAACGCCCUGUGGGAGACUGAGGUCUACAUCUACGAGCACCGGGAGCAGUUCCAGAAGCUCAUCCAGCUGCUGCUGUCACCGUGAGGCCGCCGGGCCCCCAGCCAUCCCCACCCCAGCCCGCCCACCCGGGCCCAGCUGGGAGGCUGGGCAGGGCCAGGCCCAGGCGGCUCUGUGUCCACAGACCCGGCCUACGGGGGCGCCGGGCUUCCUGCCUGAGGCUGGUCCUCAGGCCUCCCUCCCCCUCUGUCCCCACCUGCUGGCACUUCGCGUCCUUCCAGCUUAGAAAGCCUCAAGCCUCACUCAGGCUGCUCCCUGACCCCCAAGGUGGCUCAAACACUAAGGCCUCCCAGAGGGCCCCAGGUUCUUCCCGGGCCCCUGGAGCUGCAGAGACCCCUUCUACCCUCUGCCCUGUCCGCUGGCGGUGGAGCUAGAGAAACGGGCCAUCACCACCCCAUCGGGAGGGGAAACCUAGGAGUGGGGUGUCCCAUUCGACUUUGCCCCUCCACACGCCCCAGCCACCCACCCACGAGCUCUCCUCAGCUCUCAAAGGUCACUCCUGUGACUUCAGUUAUUCUUCCCGACAGGAAGUGGUUUAUGACUGGAGAGGGGCUCCAGGGACUGCCCCAAACUGUGAAAUAAAUGGUUCAGUUCUGGUUUGCCUGUGUUGUGUGCACUGUGGUGUGAGUGCCCGCCACCCGCCAGCCCCCCUCGGCCUUGACCUUCA